Molecule: messenger RNA, 3380 nt
Organism: Pelmatolapia mariae (spotted tilapia)
Lineage: Eukaryota; Metazoa; Chordata; Actinopteri; Cichliformes; Cichlidae
Gene: jazf1a
Product: JAZF zinc finger 1a
Exons: 5
Coding region: 209-940 (243 amino acids)
Cellular component (GO): nucleus
Source: RefSeq, a predicted model, not a curated record
CCCCUCCUCCUCCUCCCACCGCCCCGCCUGCCUCCCAGCUGCGUCCGCCGCUGUCCUGUCUGGCCGCCCGGUGUCUGCUCCGCUGCUCCGCGCUCUGCCCCGUUCCUAUCCCCGGACCCGAAACCUCUGCCUCCUCGUUCACCACCCCGGCUCCUGGACCCCCCCUCCAACCCCCUCUCCGCCCGGUGAAUGCACCAGCGCCGUGAACAUGACGGGCAUCGCCGCCGCUUCGUUCUUCUCCAAUUCCUGCAGGUUCGGGGGCUGCGGACUCCAGUUCGAGUCUCUCGCCGAGCUCAUCGUCCACAUCGAGGACAAUCACAUCGACACAGAUCCGAGGGUCUUGGAGAAGCAGGAGCAACAGCAGCCCACCUAUCUGGCCCUAAGCUACAUCAACAGGUUCAUGACGGAUGCAGCACGCCGGGAGCAGGAGACCAUGAAGAAGAAGGCCACACCCAAGUUGUCCCUGUCCAUCACGGGCGGAGUGUCCAGGAACAGCACGGCCACACCUCCCCGCCACACCAGCGGUAACCUGACGCCUCCCGUCACGCCCCCCAUCACCCCUUCCUCCUCAUUCCGCAGCAGCACACCUACAGGCAGCGAGUAUGAUGAGGAGGAGGUAGACUACGAGGAGUCGGAUAGCGAUGAGUCGUGGACCACAGAAAGCGCCAUCAGCUCUGAGUCCAUCCUCAGCUCGAUGUCAAUGAACGGGGCCGAUGAAAAGCCGUUCGCCUGCCCCGUCCCCGGGUGUAAGAAGAGAUACAAGAAUGUGAAUGGUAUCAAAUACCACGCCAAGAACGGCCACCGCACACAGAUUCGUGUGAGGAAACCCUUCAAGUGUCGCUGUGGCAAAAGCUACAAGACCUCGCAGGGCUUGAGGCACCACACCAUCAACUUCCACCCGCCCGUCUCCACCGAGAUCCUCCGCAAGAUUCAAGGCUAAGAGCCUGCGCUCACACCAAUCAACUUCCCCUAAAAAAAAAGUCCUGACUUUCCUUACCCAUCCUAUGUACACUAAAGGAUCAAGUGCAUGCUUUAAGUUUUUUGGUUUUUUUUAAAUCAUCUUCUUUUUGUGUGUUACGUUAGUAUUUUUUUCUAUCUAUGUUAUAUCACUUGUAUUUUUUUGGGAAACAAAAAAACUAUCUUUGUAGUAUUUUUAUUGAUGUACAUUUGCACAUUCGUAUAUGCUAUCACAUUAUUUUAUUUUCUAUCGUUCGACUUACAUAAGGUGCUAACUGUAAAAAAAACAACAACAGAAAGAAAAGACAAAAAACAAAAUGAUACGAAAGUAAAGAGGAGAAAAGACGGAGACGUGAAACAGGAAGUGCAACCAAGCCCUGCCUUCCUCCUGCUCAGCUCUGAGUGGGAUGAAGUUGGCCUCCAGUGCUGAUGUAAGCUCAGCGGUUGUUACACUCCCUUUUGAGCUGCAGAGUCCAGCUGAGCUUAGAUCUGUGCCUUCACGGUCAUUUGUGGGGGUGAAAGCGCUGGAGUUAAGUUAUACUUUUAAUAGAUAUAUCGAUAUAUAAACAAUAGACAGAUAUGUAUGUGUACAUAAAAAUAUAUAAAAGUAUUCAUGAGCAUAUACAUAGUUACACUUUAUUUUCAAGCUUUAUUUUAUAUAUUUUUGUCAGUGUUUUAGAUUUCGUGUUCAUUUUUAUGUAUCAGUUUCAUUCCUCAUUUGCUGAUUGAGCAAUUCUGUCACCUCAGAGGUCAAAGGUCAAACAGCUGGCUGACUUUAGGUUCUGAGUUUUUGUUUGUUUUCCUUACAUGUUCUAGAGAUUAAGCGCUAAUGCUCCUUUCAGUUUGACACCGAUCUGUGUGUCGUUUGACACCGAUCUGUGUGUCGUUUGACCAUUUUAUCACGUGGAGAACGUAUUAGAACACGGCCCGAUCCGUAUCCGCAUUAAGCCAUCGUUAUCUCCAGCGUUUCUUCAUUCACAGUGCCAGAGCUGCGUUCCACACGCUUAGCCACAAAAGUGGGUUAAGCGGCACACUGUAUUCCAGUUGCCAAGAUCUUUGUAGUUGUUUUGUUUUUUCCAUGAUCGUUGCCAACAGCUCUCCACUGCCAAACAUUGACCAUACCAUGUGCCUGAUGAGGGGAUGAGGGGAUGAGGAGAGAGGGAGGGGGGGAGGGAAGGAAGGUGGAUGGGAAGAGUGUUGUAAUAUUUCCACCCCGGAGGUCGCCCCAGACGUGUGGCAAUGAUUUUCUUGUACGUCGCACCUCCAAAAAGAAAAAAGUCACGGGAAUGAAUGGAUGUACACGAGAAGAAUGUUUUUCACGCAUGUUUCUGUGUCGUAUGGAGACGUGUGAAAGAAGAGGGUGGAUUUUGUAUUUGAAAGAGAUUACCAUCUACGUGUCGUUUUUGUGUGUGUGUGUGUUUUAGACAAAAGCAUUCCAGUCCAUUGUGUGUGCGCGAGAGUGUGAGAGGUGUGUGUUUUCAGCAGUAUCCAAGUCAUCAGCCUAGAGAGUAUUACUGUAAUCUGUGUCUCAUUGCUCGGAUGUGUCAUGUUUCUGUGCCUGGCUGCUGGUUCAACUCCUAUGGAGCAGGGUGGUUGGCUGGCUUGUUGCUCCUGACUGGGAUUUCAUCAUUCCGAGUGAGAGCGCAGCGCUUCAACUCGCCAAGACACAUUUGUUCAUUAUAUCAUCAUUUCCCUCAUUGUACAAAAAAGUUUAGAUUCUGCUCAAGGCUUGCAGCAUGAGCCCCCCCGUUCAUUUGAUAGGUACAGUGAUCUCCGACAUGCACACACCGUCCUGUCCUCCAGUUUGGCUAUAGGGAUUUUUACUUACACAAUGUUGUUAAAAGGCAGACUGCAGGAUCGCCACAUACCCUCAGCGAGUGUGCUGCUACAUAAGCACAAAUCCAUGCCUAUUUUAAACCACCUGGAAUCUGGAUCUGUAAAAUCUUGGCACCAGGUUACGAGGACAUCUGUGGAGCUGCUAGCCUGAGAUGAUGGUAGAAGACGCUUCAGUCCGGCCUUUGAGCGUAGGAGAGAAGGUUCUCUGCGGGGACAGACUGAAAGUUGAGCUGUCAAGCGCUCGUAAAAACAAAACCCAUCCUCAGCUUCAGACUCGGGAGGGCCACUCGCACAUAUGGGAGAGGAGGAACGGAGGGUGUGUGCUGGAGGGGAGAUGAGGGAGGAACUUCAAUAUACCGUGUACAGUGAAUGUAUCGUAACGUGCGUCUGUUGUCAAGUGCUUUUAAAUUAUAUUUUCGUAUGUAACGUGGAGACUGAUGUUUCCUUUUUUUGUACGGGGGUACAACAGGUUCUGAGAAGAGUGACUUGUAAAUGAUGUCAACCUGUCUUUCUAUAUAAAAGAGAAGCUGCUUAAAUGUAAACAGGAAACGACUGAAAAAAAAAAAACAGCAAAAUAAAGUAAAAAA